GAGGAAACUGAAGGCUGAGGCAGGGUGGAGCUGUGACUCAUCAGAAAAAACCAACUCACCUGAGUUGUUCUCUGUCAACUCUUUGGACUGUUUGAAGAAACUACUGACUUCAGAUCAGAAGAUGAGUGAUUUGGAGGAAGAGGAGGACGGAGCAGAGUCUGUAGUAUCUGGCUGUCAGUCUAUGAAGAGUGACCGGUCCAAAGGAGAACCUUCACAAUUCAGUUAUGAACCUGGACCCAAAGACAUAAUAAAGAGGGAGAGGAGUGAUGUUUGUGAGGAGGAGCAGAUGUCCUGGUGGUGUACUUUGUGUCAGGACGUCCUGGAGGAUCCAGUCUCUACCAGCUGUGGACACUGGUUCUGCAGACAGUGCAUCACCUCAUACUGGGACCAGUCUGCUUCAUCAGGAGACUCCUGCUGUCCCCAGUGUGGAGAAAGAUCCAGAACAAUGUACGUUGUUAAACAUAAACAUAAGAUCAGUGUGAAGGGGACAUAUGAACGUGUGAAUGAAGGAGCUGAUCAAACAGGAAGUGGAACCCUCCUCAACAGGAUCUUCACUGAGGUCUACAUCACAGAUGAACUGAGUGAAGAAGUUAAUACCCAACAUGAGGUGAGGCAGCUCGAGACAGCUUCCAAGAUGGAGACCCUCCAGGACUCUCCAAUCAACUGCAGCGACAUCUUUAAAGCCUUACCUGACCAACAGAAACACAUCAGAGUCGUUAUGAUGAUCGGCGUCGCUGGUGUUGGAAAAACCUUCUCAGUGCAGAAGUUCUGUCUGGACUGGGCUGAGGGUUUGGAAAACCAAGAUGUGGAUCUGGUGAUUCCUCUUUCCUUCAGGGAGCUGAAGUUGAUCAAAGAUGAGCAGUACAGUCUUCUGGAGCUGCUCCGUGUUUUCCAUCCAUCAUUACAGGAGGUCACAGCAGAGCAGCUCGCUGGCUCUAAACUUCUCUUCAUCUUUGAUGGCCUGGAUGAAAGCAGACUUUACCUGGAUUUCAAGAAGAAGAAGAUUGUUUCUGAUGUCACACAGAAGUCAUCAGUCAACGUGCUGUUGACAAACCUCAUCCAGGGGAAGCUGCUUCCCUCGGCUCUCGUCUGGAUAACUUCCCGACCUGCAGCAGCCAAUCAGAUCCCUCCUGCGUGUGUUGACAGGGUAACAGAAGUACGAGGCUUCACUGAUGACCAGAAGGAGGAGUACUUCAGGAAGAGAGUCAGUGAUGAAGAGCUGUCCAGCAGAAUCAUCUCCCACAUCAAGACCUCCAGGAGCCUCCACAUCAUGUGUCUGAUCCCAGUCUUCUGCUGGAUCACUGCUACAGUUCUGGACCACAUGUUGACUACAGACCAGAGAGGAGAGCUGCCCGAGACCCUGACUGACAUGUACUCACACUUCCUGCUGGUUCAGACAAAGAGGAAGAAGCUCAAGUAUGCUGAGGGACAUGAGACGAGUCCACAGGAGCUGACGGAGGCUGACAGGGAAGUUCUUCUGAAGCUGGGGAGGCUGGCGUUUGAACAGCUGAAGAAAGGAAACAUCAUGUUCUACCAAAAAGACCUGGAGCGCUGUGGUCUGGAUGUCACAGAGGCCUCGCUGUACUCAGGAGUUUGUUCAGAGAUCUUCAAAAGAGAGAGUGUGAUCUUCCAGAAAACAGUCUACUGCUUCGUUCAUCUGAGUGUUCAGGAGUUCCUGGCUGCAGUCUACCUGUUCCACUGUUACACCAACAGGAACACAAAGGUACUGAAGCACUUCCUGGGGAAAGACGCUGAUUCAUCUCUGGAUGUCUUCCUGAAGAAAGCCAUGGAGAAAUCCCUGAGGAGUAAAAAUGGCCACCUGGACCUGUUUGUCCGCUUCCUUCAUGGCCUCUCUCUGGAGUCCAACCAGAGACUCUUAGGAGGCCUGCUGGGUCAGUCAGACAACAGUCCAGAAAUCAUCCAGAGAGCCAUCUACAACCUGAAGGAGAUGAAGAAGACCAAAAUCUCUCCUGACAGAAGCAUCAACAUCUUCCACUGUCUGAUGGAGAUGAACGACCACUCAGUCCAUCAGGAGAUCCAAGAGUUCCUGAAGUCAAAGAAGAGAUCAGGGAAGAAACUCUCUGUGAUCCACUGCUCAGCUCUGUCCUACAUGCUGCAGAUGUCAGAGGAGGUUCUGGAUGAGUUGGACCUGCGUCAGUACAACACAUCACCGGAGGGACGACUGAGACUGAUUCCAGCUGUGAGGAACUGCAGAAAGGCUCGAGUCCAGAACAAGAGACGUAGAGCAGAGUCUGUAGUAUCUGGCUGUCAGUCUAUGAAGAGUGAUCAGUCCAAAGGUCAACCUCUGACCUUCAGUAAAGAACCUGGACCCUCAGACACAAAAGUCCAGAACAAGAGACGUAGAGCAGAGUCUGUAGUAUCUGGCUGUCAGUCUAUGAAGAGUGACUGGUCGAUGCCAGAACCUCCAUACUUCAGUAGAGAACCUGGACCCUCAGACAUAACAGUAAAGAACAAGAGACGGAGAGCAGAGUCUGUAGUAUCUGGCUGUCAGUCUAUGAAGAGUGAUUGGUCGAUGCCAGAACCUCCAUACUUCAGUAGAGAACCUGGACCCUCAGACAUAACAGUCCAGAACAAGAGACGUAGAGCAGAGUCUGUAGUAUCUGGCUGUCAGUCUAUGAAGAGUGAUUGGUCGAUGCCAGAACCUCCAUACUUCAGUAGAGAACCUGGACCCUCAGACAUAACACCCCACUACAACAGACGGAGACCAGAGUCUGUAGUAUCUUGCUGUCAGUCUAUGAAGAGUUACUGGUCCAAUGAUCAUCCUCCAUACUUCAGUAGAGAACCUGGACCCUCAGACAUAACACCCCACUACAACAGACGGAGACCAGAGUCUGUAGUAUCUGGCUGUCAGUCUAUGAAGAGUUACUGGUCCAAUGAUCAUCCUCCAUACUUCAGUAGAGAACCUGGACCCUCGGACAUAACACCCCACUACAACAGGCGGAGACCAGAGUCUGUAGUAUCUUGCUGUCAGUCUAUGAAGAGUUACUGGUCCAAUGAUCAUCCUCCAUACUUCAGUAGAGAACCUGGACCCUCAGACAUAACACCCCACUACAACAGACGGAGACCAGAGUCUGUAGUAUCUGGCUGUCAGUCUGUGAAGAGUUACUGGUCCAAUGAUCAUCCUCCAUACUUCAGUAGAGAACCUGGACCCUCGGACAUAACACCCCACUACAACAGACGGAGACCAGAGUCUGUAGUAUCUGGCUGUCAGUCUAUGAAGAGUUACUGGUCCAAUGAUCAUCCUCCAUACUUCAGUAGAGAACCUGGACCCUCAGACAUAACAAAGAGGGAGAGGAGUGAUGCUUGUGAGGAGGAGCAGCCGUCCUGCUGUGCUUUGUGUCAGGACGUCCUGAAGGAUCCAGUCUCUACCAGCUGUGGACUCUGGUUCUGCAGACAGUGCAUCACCUCAUACUGGGACCAGUCUGCUUCAUCAGGAGACUCCUGCUGUCCCCAGUGUGGAGAAAGAUCCAGAACAAUGUACGUUGUUAAACAUAAACAUAAGAUCAGAGUGAAGGGGACAUAUGAACGUGUGACUGAAGGAGCUGAUCAAACAGGAAGUGGAACCCUCCUCAACAGGAUCUUCACUGAGGUCUACAUCACAGAUGAACUGAGUGAAGAAGUUAAUACCCAACAUGAGGUGAGGCAGCUCGAGACAGCUUCCAAGAUGGAGACCCUCCAUGACUCUCCAAUCAACUGCAGCGACAUCUUUAAAGCCUUACCUGACCAACAGAAACACAUCAGAGUCGUUAUGAUGAUCGGCGUCGCUGGCGUUGGAAAAACCUUCUCAGUGCAGAAGUUCUGUCUGGACUGGGCCGAGGGUUUGGAAAACCAAGAUGUGGAUCUGGUGAUUCCUCUUUCCUUCAGGGAGCUGAACUUGAUCAAAGAUGAGCAGUACAGUCUUCUGGAGGUGCUCCGUGUUUUCCAUCCAACAUUACAGGAGGUCCCAGCAGAGCAGCUCGCUGGCUCUAAACUUCUCUUCAUCUUUGAUGGCCUGGAUGAAAGCAGACUUUACCUGGAUUUCAACAACAAUGAGGCUGUUUCUGAUGUCACACAGAAGUCAUCAGUCAACGUGCUGUUGACAAACCUCAUCCAGGGGAAGCUGCUUCCCUCGGCUCUCGUCUGGAUAACUUCCCGACCUGCAGCAGCCAAUCAGAUCCCUCCUGCGUGUGUUGACAGGGUAACAGAAGUACGAGGCUUCACUGAUGACCAGAAGGAGGAGUACUUCAGGAAGAGAGUCAGUGAUGAAGAGCUGUCCAGCAGAAUCAUCUCCCACAUCAAGACCUCCAGGAGCCUCCACAUCAUGUGUCUGAUCCCAGUCUUCUGCUGGAUCACUGCUACAGUUCUGGACCACAUGUUGACUACAGACCAGAGAGGAGAGCUGCCCAAGACGCUGACUGACAUGUACUCACACUUCCUGCUGGUUCAGACAAAGAGGAAGAAGCUCAAGUAUGCUGAGGGACAUGAGACGAGUCCACAGGAGCUGACGGAGGCUGACGGGGAAGUUCUUCUGAAGCUGGGGAGGCUGGCGUUUGAAGAGCUGGAGAAAGGAAACAUCAUGUUCUACCAAGAAGACCGGCGCUGUGGUCUGGAUGUCACAGAGGCCUCGCUGUACUCAGGAGUUUGUUCAGAGAUCUUCAAAAGAGAGAGUGUGAUCUUCCAGAAAACAGUCUACUGCUUCGUUCAUCUGAGUGUUCAGGAGUUUCUGGCUGCAGUCUACCUGUUCCACUGUUACACCAACAGGAACACAAAGGUACUGAAGGACUUCCUGGGACCAGACUUCCAGUACAGUUACCCAUCCUUCCUGAAGAGAGCCAUGGAGAAAUCCCUGAGGAGUAAAAAUGGCCACCUGGACCUGUUUGUCCGCUUCCUUCAUGGCCUCUCUCUGAAGUCCAACCAGAGACUCUUAGGAUGCCUGCUGGGUCAGACAGACAACAGUCCAGAAAUCAUCCAGAGAGCCAUCAACAACCUGAAGAAGAUGAACAGUGAUGACAUCUCUCCUGACAGAAGCAUCAACAUCUUCCACUGUCUGACGGAGAUGAACGACCACUCAGUCCAUCAGGAGAUCCAAGAGUUCCUGAAGUCAGAGAACAGAUCAGAGAAGAAUCUCUCUGAGAUCCACUGCUCAGCUCUGGCCUACAUGCUGCAGAUGUCAGAGGAGGUUCUGGAUGAGUUGGACCUAAGACAGUACAACACAUCACCGGAGGGAAAACUGAGACUGAUUCCAGCUGUGAGGAACUGCAGAAAGGCUCGAUUGUAUGACUGCGGUUUGUCAGAGAUCAGCUGUGCUGCUCUGGCCUCAGCUCUGAAGUCCAACCCCUCCCAUCUGAAAGAGCUGGACCUGACUAGAAACUACAACCUGAAGGAUUCAGGAGUGAAGCAGCUGUGUGCUGGAUUGGAGAGUCCAAACUGUAGACUGGAGACUCUGAGAUUGGUGCUCUGCGGUUUGUCAGAGAUCAGCUGUGCUGCUCUGGUCUCAGCUCUGAACUCCAACCCCUCCCAUCUGAAAGAGCUGGAGCUGAGGGGCAACGACCUGAAGGAGCCAGACGUGAAGCAGCUGUGUGAUCUGAAGGAGAGUCCAGACUGUAGACUGGAGACUCUGAGAUUGGUUGACUGCAGUUUGUCAGAGAUCAGCUGUGCUGCUCUGGCCUCAGCCUUGAAGUCUAACCCCUCCCAUCUGAGAGAGCUGGACCUGUGCUACAACAAGAACCUGAAGGAUUCAGGAGUGAAGCGUCUGUGUGCUGGAUUGGAGAGUCCAAACUGUAGACUGGAGACUCUGAGAUUGAAGUUCUGCAGUUUGUCAGAGAUCAGCUGUGCUUCUCUGGCCUCAGCUAUGAAGUUCAACCCCUCCCAUCUGAAAGAGCUGGACCUGACAGGCAACAUCAACCUGAAGGAUUCAGGAGUGAAGCGACUGUGUGCUGGAUUGGAGAGUCCAAACUGUAGACUGGAGACUCUGAGAUUGAGUUACUGCGGUUUGUCAAAGAUCAGCUGUGCUGCUCUGGCCUCAGCUCUGAAGUCCAACCCCUCCCAUCUGAGAGAGCUGGACCUGAGAUACAACAGCCUGAAGGAGUCAGACGUGAAGCAGCUGUGUGAUCUGAAGGAGAGUCCAGACUGUAGACUGGAGACUCUGAGAUGGAGAUCUCUGUCAGAGUGAUCAGGAGGAGGAUGUUGGAGGACCAGCUGAGUCCUGAUGAUCCCGAGAGCUUGAAGCAGCAGCAGCACCUCUAACUGGGCCAUGUUACUGGGAGGUAGAGUGGAGAGACUGACUGAGGCUCUGCACGCUUCCACAUUAGCAACGCCACGUGGCCAUGAAAGAAGGAUGUCGGGCAAGUUGAUUGGCCGAGAUCAGUUGUUGUAUACUCUCUGUAAAGAGUCUCCAGAUAACUUGUUAUGAUUUGAUACUAUAAUUAAAAUUGAAUUGAAUUGAAAAUGUCACUGAACUUUCUCAACUGACUCAAAACAGAUUAUGUCAAGAUGUUGGUGCAGCAUCAGCUCUUUAAUAUUUCUUUUUUUAAAUGAUGUUUUGAAGCAAAAGAAGAGUUUGUAUCCAUUUAUCAUGUCUAUAAUUUAAAAGGUCAAAGGUAAAUUUAAAGGUCCAAUAUGUAAU
Messenger RNA from Perca flavescens (yellow perch), 6625 nucleotides. RefSeq lists its product as uncharacterized. Gene Ontology annotation, molecular function: protein binding. NCBI's taxonomy places the organism in Eukaryota, Metazoa, Chordata, Actinopteri, Perciformes, Percidae. The record is from RefSeq and is a predicted model, not a curated record.